AUGGAGACUGAUAUUCCAGAUACCAUCGCGUCUACGGCUGCAGAGACAGUUGACCUUCUGGAGACGCGGCUUUGUAGAAUCGAAUUCCUGCUUACGGGCCGUGCAACCUGGACUGGUAAACCGGAACGGCUUCCUGCACCUCCUGCGUCUGCGCGGGAGUCGGUUGCUGCUCGCUUGGCUGAAUUGGAACAUGGACUGAAAGUCUUGAGCUCGAAAGUUCCUGCUGUGCAGGAUGUGCUGAAACUGUAUUCUCGCUACCCCGACCUUUUCCAGAGCUCCAAUCCCGCCACCGUCCCCAGCACUCUCUCCACUCAAUCUCUCGCCUCGAUCGUUCUGUCUUACGCUACCGCCUUCCCCGAGACGGCUUCUCGACUAAGCUCACUGCAGGACCUACCCAUUCCGCCUGCAAGCGCAUCGACGGGCCUGAUUGAACUACAACCCCGAAUUGAUCGGUUACUCAAAGAGCAGGAAAAGCAGGCGAAUGAGGUGGCGGAGUUAAGGGCGAGAAGUGCACUGUUGAUGAAGAGAUGGUUGGAGGUGGGAAUUGUAGGUGGCGGUGAGGUUUGGGGGGAAUGGGAGGAGAAGGUUCGCAUGGCGGAGAGGGAAGUCAGGAGGCUAGAGGCCAAAAUGGUGAGGGAUGAGUGA
Messenger RNA from Coccidioides posadasii C735 delta SOWgp, 645 nucleotides. RefSeq lists its product as uncharacterized. Lineage: Eukaryota; Fungi; Ascomycota; Eurotiomycetes; Onygenales; Onygenaceae. Gene Ontology annotation, cellular component: dynactin complex. The record is from RefSeq and is a predicted model, not a curated record. Gene Ontology annotation, biological process: cytoskeleton-dependent cytokinesis.